AUGGAGACGUCGUGCUGCUGUGUCGAGAGCUGUUCCAACGUCAUCGACGUCUCGACUCCAGACACGCUCCGUCGCGACUUCCACAAUUGGCUGCACGUACGUGAGUUUUUGUAGAACUUCUCUCUAGAAUGAGCUUCGGAUUAUUUUUGGUAAAUAUAAAAAUGAAAAAAUUUUCUGGAGCAGAUAACUGGGUUCUGAGCUUCUGAUUAGGAUUUUUUCACAAGGAAUACUACUAGUAACAUCAUAAUUUUCCGUGAGUAUCUUAAAUUAAAUUUAUGACGUCAUUUGUGCGCAACUUUACAACAACAUCUAUGAAGAAAAAUGACAUCACAUUUUCGCUGACUUUAUGAAUGACGUCACAUUUCAAAACAAAAAAAAAUAUUUUGAAAGUGUAGAUUCAUUCUGAAACGUGAGUUUUAAACCUGUCGAAAAAAAAAAUUCAAAUAACCUGUUCAAAACUUUCCGCCUUUCGACGCUUGAACAACCUGUUUCACUUACAACUUUAAUAAAAAUUUUAAAAAAACUCAGCCAUCUUAAAUUGUAGAGCACAUCAUGUGCCUUAUACAUGAAAAUCGAGAAAACGAACCAAAAAUUGAAUCAAAAUUUCUAAUGAAGCGCGCUUAGACUAAUUUUUCAAACACAUAAAAAAAUGGUUUCUUUGAGUUUCUUCGUCAGUCAUAUCUAUUAAGUGGAAACCUUCGAGCUCUUUUUUUCAUAAAUGGAUCAUGAAUUUGCCUAGUUUUUCCAUCCCUGAUCUCUCUACACAUUGAAAAAAAAAAUGGAAGAUGAAAAAAUUUGACAUCAACGAGAUACUCUCCUAGUGAUCAUGUAAUUUUUCAAGCAAAUUAACAUUCUCAUUUUCUUCAAUUUCCCCUAAUUUUCUCCUCUUUUAUCUUCCGAGUUAAAUAUUUUAUUCUUCUAUUUUCCAAUGGACGUAUAUAGAUAGUUUCUGCAUGCCGAAUUCUUAUCUUUGACCUUUUUUCCGUUCUCUAUCACUAUUUCCAUCUAUUUAUACGCCGAAGAUCGGCUUCUCAAGACAUUUUCGGGGGUUGGCAGAAGGAGCUUGGCAGCGGGGCGGACGAGGAGAAAAAAAAAGCUGCGUUGUUCGUUGUUGGCAGCCGACGCUGUUGCGAAGCAAAGAAGAAGAAGAAGAAGAAGGAAGUGUUGGCUGAAGGGGAAGGGACGCCUCGUCCGCUAUCCAGUUCGGCAUGCUCGUGUCGCCGACGGCGUCGUCCUCGUCGUCGUUGGCAGGCGUCGACUUUGCCCUACGGCAUUUCCCUCAAAGUAUUCACUAUCAUGUCGGUUAUCCGGUCAGUUUCUGAUAUUUCAUGCUCUUUUAUUCGAAACUACUUGUUUCUCGCCAUUUCGUUUGACGUGACUUACAGUAUUGGCCAUAAAGAUAUGCCUAUUUGGUUUUUUGGCUAUAACUUCGCUUAAAAAGAUCAGAGUUUGCUGAAAUUUCGAUAUUUUGAGCAUGACAACGUUUCACAUAAAUAAAAAUAACAUUUUGUGAUGCUCGAAACGAAUUUAAAAUUUUAUCUCCCAAAAACCAAAAAUGGCCAAAUUCUGAUUUUACAUUUUUUUUUUUUCAAAUUAAUUUACAAUAAAGCACUCUUUUUACAAAUCUUUAAGCAGCCUAUCUUUAUUGAAAAUAAUCUACAGCUGGUAAACUAGUGUUUUACCUCACUAUCUUUCUCUUUUCAGAGUCUAACCCUUUGUACUUCUGUUAAGUGUUUGAAGAAGCUUUCAACUAUUCAAAUCUGACUUUUUCGUCUUUUGCGCACUGUUUGGAUUAUUUUGAUACAUGGGAAGAUGAUUGAAGAAGUUACUCGAGAAACUGCUCCUACCUGUUAUCCUUGAAGUGAAAUCUCACCUCGCUGUUUCUUUCUACAAACUCUCGAAAGCUUCAAAGUCUUUCUAACAGCUCAAUGUCUAUUGAUAAUGUUUGUCAGAUUUCAAUCCUUUCUUCAUUUUUGAAAACAUUUCAAAGCUUCUCUGGGAUUUUGUAAAAGUUGGAAUUUUUCUGCUUCUUUUUGCUUGAUGAGAAGUUCAUUUUAAGACCUACUGGGAAUGUAUUCAAUUAUUCAAAAGAAUGUCACUCGAAUGUUCAAAAUGACGAAGGUUAAAGAAAAAAAAAAGUAGAUAGUUUUUCAGGACGCUUGAGUCGCUAAAUAGUUUUACUUGUGGUUUUUUCAGGGCAUCGAUGCGUCAUCGUCCACGUCUCCGUCGUUUUCUCCAGAAGCAGAUCGAAGAUCCCAGAAAAGUGAAUCUUCGGAUGAAAGUCAGUCGUCGAGGACGUCAACCGCCAUGACCGAUGGCCGGAAAAGUCGACGGAAAGGUGAAAAAUAUAGGAAGUUUGAGGGAAAAGUUAAAUUUUGGAUAAUUAGAUUUAAGAGCGUCAUAACCAUUUUCCAUUGAUUGAUUUGAAAAGAUUUUUAAUCCUAAUUAGCUGUACCAAUUUGAAGUUCAAGAACCUCCAGAGAUGAAAUUUCUGUGUGAUUUGAGAUGGAGAACAUUUUUCCUGUUUUUUUUUCCUCAAAAAGUGCAAAAUUGUUAAAACACAGUUGUUUUCGCGAAAGUACCGUGAACCGGUUCGCUAUGGCGCGCGAAUCCACGAAAGAAAAAAGCCUUUUCCCUUUUUUUACGUCCUCUUAAUUGAUAAGACUUUUCGUGCGAACAGUUGGCUUCCUUUUUUUGAUAGCUUACUCUCAAACACGCUCUGAAACGCCCUGUUUUUUUGGGGUUUUUUUUAUUAAUAAAAUCGAUUUUUUUCGAUGAGAAUCUUAAAGAAAUUUUUCUUCAGAUGGUUUAUUCAAGUUAUUAAGAUAUGAAAUAUUAAAAGAGGCCCACUUUAGGGACAAAUCUUUACGGAAGACCUUAUUGUCCCGGUCGACCACUUUCCAUGGAAGAAAGGACCAGAAUCAUCGAACUACAUACUAGUGGAAUGAAGGUAUUCAAAGUGUACAGAAGAGAAUUUUGAGAUCAAAGAUCCAAACUUUUUCUCAUACGACCUGUUCUCAUCUUGAAUUAUUAUCCUCUUCGCAAAAGUGUUCUUAAAUAACUUUGUAAAUUAUAAUUCGAUCGAGGGUUUUGAUUUCAUUUUUUAAUUUCAAAAAAGCAACCGUUUUUGAAAAUCUAUCAGAACACGCUUUGAAACUACUGAAUGGAAUGAAAACAGUUUAAGUAUUACUUCUGAUGGGUUGAAAGUUUUUUAAUUCAUGUUCCAGUUGCAGUUCGCAUGCAGAAAGGUAGCAUCGCGUUUGUGGCGCGAAUCAAAAACUUUUUUCGUGUUUAGAAGAAUCCGUUUUUUUUUGUUGCAAGCCUCAUUUUUUAUCCAGAAAUGGCAAGGUUCGUAAUUUGAGGAGUGAUUGAUGGAAAUUAAUUGGAAAAGUGAGUUCUCUUAACAGAAAGAUCGAGCGAUUUUUCGAACAAGUUUUUUAAAACAUUUUCCGACCUUUUCUAAAGAUGCAUUCUGACUUUUUUGCUUGAAAAUGAGAUAUAUUACAAAUUAUUUCAGGUGAAUGCAAUCUCCAAGUCUUUAUGCAUAUCGCACGGGUGCGUCAGUAAAAUAAUAAGCAGGCUAGUUUUGAGCAUUCUUCUCUACAAAAUAAGAGACCGAGUUACUGUAGGUACCGACAAACAGGAAUACUGUCGCCAGCGUCGUCGCCGGAGCAACGACGGACGCGUCGGAAGAAGCCGGAUUCGCCUCCGCCGGCGCCGCCUCAGCCGAUGCUCAUCGACGCGCCUUAUAUGACUUAUAUGGAGGUUUGUAAUCUACCAAGUGAUGAUGUAAAAUACCAAACAUCUCAUAUUUCCUUUCAAUUCGCGAAGAAUUGACUAUAAAAUGGACUAGAAUGAUAGACGCGUGUUCUCGAUGUUUUUCGACUAGUUUCCUGAAGGGAUCACUAAAGUAACCGGUUAAAACAAAUUCGAAUCACUCCUUCAAAGCAGUGUGAAGUAGCUGAGCUUCAUAGCCUCUAGUGACCACUUGCAAAUAUUUACUUGAUGAUUUUUAGGAGUGUGAUGAAUAGACAUCAAGUUAUUUGACUGAAAAGAAAAUAAUUUUAUUAAAGCAGUAUAAUUAUUGGAUAAUAGUUUGAUUUUUUUUUUCUUGAAGCAGUCCUUUCUAUUAUUCUUGCACUUGAAGAUUCAAUAGGAACGAUCGGUAUUAUUCAUAUUAAUUAUAAAAAAACCUAGAGGACCAUUUUGAGCGACUAAAUGGUUUUUUCAGUAGUAUUGUGUAGAGUUCAUUAUAAGUAGCUUUUAAAUCAAUCAAUCAAUCAAUUUUUUCAUUCAAGACAAAAGAAAUGGUUUACCGGGAAACUUUGCUAGAAAAUAAUAAGCUUUAAAAAAGCUUUUUCAAAUUUCAAUUUGCUUGAAGCCCCCUCUUUUUCUGUUGUUUUUCAACUUAUUUCAUUUUUUUUUACCAAGCAUGCUCUAGAAAGUUUUUCAGGAACCUGGCGACUACACUCCCAGAAUGGACUACCAAAUGCACUACCACCAUCCGAUGUACACUUCGCCGCCUCCAGAACCUCUCUCCGCCGCCCAAGAAUUUUCAAUUCUGCUCUAA
This is a messenger RNA of Caenorhabditis auriculariae, 4570 nucleotides long. The record is from the annotation of a GenBank genome assembly. NCBI's taxonomy places the organism in Eukaryota, Metazoa, Nematoda, Chromadorea, Rhabditida, Rhabditidae.